Molecule: messenger RNA, 1536 nt
Organism: Orycteropus afer afer
Lineage: Eukaryota; Metazoa; Chordata; Mammalia; Tubulidentata; Orycteropodidae
Source: RefSeq, a predicted model, not a curated record
AUGGCCUCAAACGACUAUACCCAACAAGCAACCCAAAGCUACGGGGCCUAUCCCACCCAACCCGGGCAGGGUUACUCCCAGCAGGGCAGUCAGCCCUAUGGACAGCAGAGUUACAGCAGUUACGGCCAGUCAGCAGAUACUUCAGGCUAUGGCCAGAGCAGCUACAGUUCUUCUUACGGACAGACCCAGAGCAGUUAUGGUACCCAGUCAGCUCCCCAGGGAUAUGGCUCAACUAGUAGCUAUGGUGGUAGCCAGAGUUCCCAGUCAUCUUACGGGCAGCAGUCUUCCUACCCUGGCUAUGGCCAGCAGCCAGCUCCUAGCAGCACUUCGGGAAGCUAUGGAAGCAGUUCUCAGAGCAGCAACUAUGGGCAGCCCCCAAGUGGAGGCUAUGGCCAACAGUCUGGUUAUGGUGGACAGCAGCAAAGCUACGGACAGCAGCAAAGCUCCUAUAAUCCCCCUCAGGGCUACGGACAGCAGAACCAGUACAACAGUAGCGGUGGGGGUGGUAACUAUGGCCAAGAUCAGUCCCCCAUGAGUGGUGGCGGUAGUGGCGGUUACGGCAAUCAGGACCAGGGUGGUGGCGGCGGCGGCUACGGAGGAGGCCAGCAGGACCGUGGGGGCCGUGGCCGUGGUGGUGGUGGUGGNNUCUCCAGCGGAAGUGACCGUGGUGGCUUCAAUAAAUUUGGUGGUAAGUGAACAGAGUUUCCAAAAUUCCCACCUCCUGAACAGGAUAACUCGGACAACAACACUAUCUUUGUGCAAGGCCUGGGUGAGAACGUCACAAUUGAGUCCGUGGCUGAUUAUUUCAAGCAGAUUGGCAUUAUUAAGACAAAUAAGAAAACGGGGCAGCCCAUGAUUAAUCUGUACACAGACAGGGAAACAGGCAAGCUGAAGGGAGAGGCAACGGUUUCAUUUGAUGACCCACCUUCUGCUAAAGCAGCUAUUGACUGGUUUGAUGGUAAAGAAUUCUCUGGGAAUCCUAUCAAGGUCUCCUUUGCUACACGGCGAGCAGACUUCAACCGGGGAGGUGGCAAUGGUCGUGGAGGCCGAGGGCGGGGAGGACCCAUGGGCCGUGGAGGCUACGGAGGUGGUGGCAGUGGUGGCAGCGGCCGAGGAGGAUUCCCCAGUGGAGGAGGAGGUGGAGGGCAGCAGCGAGCUGGGGACUGGAAAUGUCCUAAUCCUACCUGUGAGAAUAUGAACUUCUCUUGGAGGAAUGAAUGCAACCAGUGUAAGGCCCCUAAACCAGAUGGCCCAGGAGGGGGACCAGGAGGCUCUCAUAUGGGCGGACCGGGGGGAGGUAGGUAGGGUGUUGGGGAGAUGUGUAUUUAUCACAUUUCUUUUGUCCUAGGCGGUAACUACGGAGAUGAUCGUCGAGGUGGCAGAGGCGGCUAUGAUCGGGGCGGCUACCGAGGCCGAGGCGGGGACCGUGGGGGCUUCCGAGGGGGCCGGGGUGGUGGGGACAGAGGUGGUUUUGGCCCUGGCAAGAUGGACUCCAGGGGUGAUCACAGACAGGAUCGCAGGGAGAGGCCCUAUUAA